Neomonachus schauinslandi (Hawaiian monk seal) is the source of this 501-nucleotide messenger RNA. Its product is annotated as peptidyl-prolyl cis-trans isomerase-like 1. Lineage: Eukaryota; Metazoa; Chordata; Mammalia; Carnivora; Phocidae. Gene Ontology annotation, cellular component: catalytic step 2 spliceosome. The record is from RefSeq and is a predicted model, not a curated record. The transcript has a single exon. Gene Ontology annotation, molecular function: peptidyl-prolyl cis-trans isomerase activity. Bases 1 to 501 code for a protein of 166 amino acids. Gene Ontology annotation, biological process: protein folding; protein peptidyl-prolyl isomerization.
AUGGUGGCGAUCCCCCCAGACUCCUGGCAGCCGCCCAACAUAUACUUGGAGACCAGAAUGGGGAUCAUUGUGCUGGAGUUAUACUGGAAGCAUGCUCCGAAGACCUGUAAAAAUCUUGCUGAAUUGGCACGUCGAGGUUACUACAAUGGCACCAAAUUCCACAGGAUCAUCAAAGACUUCAUGAUCCAGGGAGGUGACCCAACAGGGACAGGUCGGGGUGGUGCAUCUAUCUAUGGCAAGCAGUUUGAGGAUGAACUUCAUCCAGACCUGAGAUUCACGGGGGCUGGAAUUCUCACCAUGGCCAAUGCGGAGCCAGACACCAACGGCAGCCAGUUUUUCGCGACCCUAGCCCCCACCCAGUGGCUCGACGGCAAGCACACCAUUUUUGGCCAAGUGUGCCAGGGCAUAGGAAUGGCGAAUCGAGUAGGAAUGGUGGAAACAAACCCCCAGGACCGCCCUAUGGACGAUGUGAAGAUCAUUAAGGCGUACCCUUCUGGGUAG